AUUCAUUUCCUUUCUUCUAGAUAAAAAGAAACAGAGACAUCACUUUCCCUUUUCCCAUUGCUAAUCGCAGACAUCACUUUUUCGUUCCUUUUUUUUAAUUGGAGACACACUCCAUCAAUUCUAUUGCUUCCGUCCUUUUCCGGCUAACACACACCAACAGGCAACAAUCGUCCAAAUAGCGGUUGGGUGGGUGGCAGGGGUUAUUUCCGCUUGGGUGGUGGUUGUUUCCGGCUUGUAGUAGCGGUGGCUGUUUCCGGUUGUGUAGGUGACUGUUGUUGUUUCCAGCUGGGUGGGUGGCUGUGGUUGUUCGGCUUGAUGGGUAGCGGUGGUUGUUUGGCUGGGUGGGUGGCGGUGGAUGUCCGGCUGGCUUAGGUGGUGGUGGUGGCGGACUAGAAGUUGGAGUUGUAGAUGUGGAGAAGGUUUGAGGAAGAUGAUACUUGGAAGGUUAAUGUGGUAUUUUUAGCUUAAGCUUUUGAUGGAAUUAAAAUCCAUCACAUUUACCUAAAGAAUCAGAUUCAGAAUGAGAGAUCUAUCCCUCCAUUCAUUAAAAAUCAACCGAAGAAGAAAAGGAGAAGAUGUUUUUAAUGAGGAGCCUAGUAGUGUUGAGAAAAUUAUGGAAAUCGAUGAGCACAUCGGGUGUGCCAUGAGUGGAUUAAUUGCAGAUGCCCGCACACUCGUUGAGCAUGCCCGCGUUGAGACUCAGUCUCGACCUUUUGGGGUAUCUCUUCUUAUUGCAGGCCAUGAUGAAAAUGGUCCCAGCCUCAGUACUUGCUUAAGGCACGUGAGCUCUUCAGAAAAUGAAGAAGUCUGUAUAUUAUACGGAUCCAUCAGGCACUUUUUAAUUGGCAAUGCACGCAAUGGAAAAGCUAUAGGCUCGGGCUCUGAAGGACUUGACACUAAAUUAAAGAAGCUGAAACAAUUGCUCUUUCCAUCUUGAAGCAAGUCAUGGAAGAAAAGGUAACUCCCAAUAUUAUGGAUAUUGCAAAGGUUGCUCCUACUUAUCACUUGUACACCCCGGCUGAGGUUGAAGCUGUUAUUAGUCGCCUAUGAAAAGGAAGUCCUAUCGACGAGUUGCAGGAUGGUCUUCAUUUGGUUUUCAACAUGUAUUUAGUACUAUCUUCUUAAGGUCUUUAUUCUGACUUUAUUCGAGUAUGGUAUUUGGACACAAGAUCCUUUUUUAUGUUCUGACAAAAUCAUGGAAUUAAAGUUUAUAGAAUGGUUCUACUUUCCAGAAACCAAGUAGUUUGUUGGUUAGAUGUGCACUCAUCCUAUCUGGAUUUUUUAAGAAUGUAUGAGAUUAUGUUGUAUGAUGCAUGCAAA
Messenger RNA from Erigeron canadensis, 1320 nucleotides. Its product is annotated as proteasome subunit alpha type-5-like. The record is from RefSeq and is a predicted model, not a curated record. Gene Ontology annotation, cellular component: nucleus; proteasome core complex; proteasome core complex, alpha-subunit complex. NCBI's taxonomy places the organism in Eukaryota, Viridiplantae, Streptophyta, Magnoliopsida, Asterales, Asteraceae. The transcript is spliced from 8 exons. The coding region runs from base 521 to 937 and encodes 138 amino acids.